AAGAGUUGAGUCACCAAAAAUCACGACUUCACUGCAUACACUGUCUCUCCUUUUAGGGUUUAACGAAAAAGGUCAAUUGAAAAAUCUUUGCUUUACAAACUACGAACAAAAAACUGUACUUGAUAUUUUUAGUGAUCGCUAACAAUGGAGAAUGAAAUUGAAACUCAUCCGUCCUCCCCAAAUCCCCUGCCCCCGCCUCCCCCUCCUCCUCCACAGGCCGAAGAAGAAGACCAGCCCAACCCCAAGAAGCUCAAAAUGUCCACCACCACUUCAGACGACGAACAAAUCGACCCGUCUUCAAAUCCUCAAGAAGAAGGGAAUGCCGACACGCCCCAGAAAAAACCCAGAUACAAGCGCCGCAAAAUCGCUAUGUUCUUCGCUUACUGUGGCGUGGGCUACCAAGGGAUGCAGAAAAACCCCGGAGCUAAAACCAUCGAAGGUGACCUUGAAGAAGCCCUUUUUCUCGCCGGAGCCGUACCGGAGCAAGACCGGGGUUGUCCUAAGCGAUUUGAUUUUGCUAGGUCUGCCCGGACCGAUAAGGGGGUUAGCGCCGUCGGCCAAGUUGUGUCUGGCAGGUUUUACAUCGACCCGCCUGGUUUAGUCGAGCGUUUGAAUUCGAUUCUGCCUCCCCAGAUUCGGAUUUUCGGCUACAAGCGCGCGACCGGGGCGUUUAAUGCCAAGAAAUUCUGUGAUAAACGGAGGUAUGUUUAUUUGAUCCCUGUUUUCGCUCUUGAUCCUAGCUGUCACCGUGACCGGGAGAGUGUUUUAGCUAGUUUAGGUUCUGGAAAUGAGUUGGUUAAGUGCUUAGAGUGUUCCGAAAGAGGACGUAAGGUUGUUGGAAUCAUGGGGAAGCGUAGCUUUGAAUCGAAAAAUGGCGGUGAGGCCAUUUUGGAUUGUGCUGUUCAGUCGGGCGUUUCGUCGAACAGUGGGAAUGCAGAAGUUAGUGGGGAAUUAGAAAAUGCUGGGGAAGUUUGUGUAGUUCAGUCGGACAUCUCAUUGGACGAUGGAAAUGCUGGGGAAGUAAAGAAUUCCUCUGCUGAUGCCAAUGGCAAUGGUGACAGUAUGGAGUUGUUAAAGGAUGGUAUUACUCCUGCUGUUGAAAAAAGUGAGGAAGUUUUGAAAAAGGCUGAAUUCUGCUAUGGCGAAGAGGAGAAGGAAAGGUUUAAUAGAAUCUUAAAGUACUACGUGGGUACACACAAUUUUCAUAAUUUCACUACUAGGACGAAAGCUGAGGACCCAUCUGCUAAGAGAUACAUCAUCUCGUUUGAAGCGAACACUACUGUAACAGUUGAAGGUAUUGAGUUUGUCAAGUGCGAAGUUGUUGGGCAGAGCUUCAUGCUUCAUCAGAUACGAAAAAUGAUUGGUCUUGCGGUUGCCAUUAUGAGGAAUAUUGCUCCAGAAUCAUUGAUUGAGUCAGCUUUUAGGCAGGACGUGGACAUAAACGUACCCAUGGCUCCUGAGGUUGGACUCUAUCUGGACGAGUGUUUCUUUUCAUCUUACAAUAAGAAGUGGAAGGACACUCAUGAAGAGUUGUCCAUGAAGGCUUAUGAAGAGGAGGCACAGGAUUUUAAAAUGAAGUUUAUCUACACGCACAUUGCCUCAACAGAACACAAGGAAGGAGUUGUCGCACUGUGGUUGCAUUCACUGAAUUAUCGUAACUACUCUGAUUUGCGCAAUGGAAGCAAUGAAAUCAAACCUGAUGUUGCAAGCCUUGAGGUUGAGGGCAAGGUUGGGUAAGUUAAAAACAUUAUAUUACUUUCCCCCCCACCCCCCCACCCCCAAACAACACACACACACACACACACACACCGUCUGCUUUUUGCAAGUUCAAUUGUCAGUUGCUUAUUUCCCGUUAAAGCCUGUAACGAUACCAACUUUCAUAAGAUACACACAUGUCCAGACUUAUAUAUUAGAUGCAUAUUGAACUGUAAAGCACCCGUGAAAUGGCUUAAUAUCUGUUGGAAUCACACUAAUCUGUUUAUUUAUCCUUGAUCUUUCUAGCAUUUGGUAGCACUUUGGUGUUUCUUGUUCUGGCAUGUGGUCCUUUUUUACUGCAUCUGUUAUGUUGAGCUUGAAUAAAAUACAGAGUAGAGUUUAAUUUUGAAAUUCUUGCUAGUUUGCUAUAUGGUGUGUAGACCGCUUGGAGGUUGAUGCCAUAUUGAGUCUUUUCCAUCUUUUUGUAAUUGAAACUGGCUUGUUGGCAUGGCAAUUAGGCACAAGCAUUUCCUAAGAGAUGAUGCAAGGAGCGACCUUUAAAUUCUAAUCAUUAAAACUCUACAGUUUGGAUAUUGAGAAUGGUUAGGAUGAUUUUUCAUAGUCGAAAUCCAGGAUAGGUUGUGAUCAUUAUAACGUGGAAGCAUAUUAUGAUGGAGGAAUUCUUUGAACCAUAUUAAUAACAUUCAUCUGUUUCAGUGACAGUGUGUAACCAUGCUAUGAUGACUUGAAAGGAUGGUAUAAUCUUCUUUAAAUUGGAGACAACAAGAGCAGAAGCCUGUCUAGUAUGCUUUCAACAUAGUUCCGACUUUGACAGACCAGCGCAUGGUAUGACGUUGAGCCUGGGGGAAUGCCCUGCUGUUUCAAGAUGACGCUGAGGUUUCUGUGCCACGGGUUUUCUCACUGAUGCCGUGGCUCAUCGGUAUUUCUGCUUGCAGUGGUCUGCAAUUUGUUCUAGAAUUGAAAAAUGGUUUUCCUUACUAUUAACAGAUCAUUGUUCAACUUCCAUUCACCUAUUCAGUUUUAUUGAAGGAGAAAUAUGAGAUGGAAAAAACAAACCUACUUUAGUUAUUCAUUUCUGGGCUUGCCACAGCCCUUAACACUAUAACCCAAUUUUAUUUUUCCUGUUGGGAUGAAAAAUUACUUUGCAUAUCAACAUCUGUGAACUUCCGGCAAGCAUAGGUUGUAACUUGAGGCAAUGAAGCAAAUUUUAGACUUGGAUAAAUCAGAUGAUC
Molecule: messenger RNA, 2948 nt
Organism: Oldenlandia corymbosa var. corymbosa
Lineage: Eukaryota; Viridiplantae; Streptophyta; Magnoliopsida; Gentianales; Rubiaceae
Source: the annotation of a GenBank genome assembly